UACGAGGAAUCGGCUAGCAAACAGCCUGUUGAAUACAGUUCUCCCCGAGAUAUCACGUUAUUGAAUUAAAAUCGGCAGAAAAUGACCAACUCGCAUUUGUAAUGUUAUUCGAAAGAAGGAAUUUUCCGUAAACAGGUCAAACUGUCGACCUGUCGUGAAACAAUAUCUUCACCUAACGAGUAGCUUCACAACAUGCUGAAAUUCAACUUCAGGAGGGAUAAAGACCAGGAGUUUAGACAUAUAGCUCCUGGUUUGAUCCCUGCUGCCUCCAUUGCUCCCAAACCUGCUGUUCCCCGUACUCCUCCUCCUCGCAGCCCGAGCCCCUCACCUGAGAGACCCAGGUCAGCCUUAGCAGCGGCCAUCUUGUCUUCCUCACUUACUGGACAGACAUGGGCCUUACCUCCUAUCAGACCGAGAUCUUUCUCUGAGAGUGACCAAUCAGAGUCCUUCAUAUCUGAACCAAACAUCAGCACAGCACUUUACACCAGAGACAGAUGGUCAGAAGAUUUGGCCAGCCGGCCACGCUUGUCCUCCCCUGAGCACUCGGAAGAGGAGUUGAAAGACAAGGAAGAUGAGGUGGAUGAUGAAGAGGACAGAGAAGAGCAUGUUUACCAAACUUUGGGCCGACAGGAGAACUGCUCAGUCACAGAACCUGUCUAUGCCGUGUCACUGAAACCUAAGUCUGUCUUCCAGACAAGCACGACUCAGCUGACUCAGAUGUCAGAGGGAAGAGCUCCUUCUCCAGAAUUGAUUGAAAAAACCAGUGUGCAGUCACCUGAAGACAGCUGUAAUUCUUCCAAGAAGCAAGCCUCUGUCAGCCGGAGAUCUAGAAGUCGAAAUGAAGAUGUGACCGCUACACUACCCAUCCUUACCACCGACCAGCAGUCCCCAGCAGCAACCCAGCAGUCCCCAGAGCCCAGGAGAACGUACGGUGAAGCUCCGAGAGAGGCAGUGCGGGCGCCGCCAGAGAAGAACAGCAGGAUGGUAGAUGAUCAAAAGCUUCUGGAAGAGAGACUGCAACGCCUGGAACAGGAUCUCAGACACAGUCGGGCUUCUUCAAACCUGAGAUCAUCUGCAGGCAGCCAAGCAGAGCUACAGAACCUGAGGCAACACGCUCAGGAGCUGGUGGAUGAAAACGACGCCCUCAAACUGACAGUUCACCGUCUCAAUGUGGAGCUGAGCGGCUAUCAAACCCGCUUCAGACCUUUGUCCAAACUGGAGAGCUCCAGAAUCAGCGGCUUACCAAAGACAGGCUCUCCUCCUCCCUGGCUGCUUGACGUGAAGCACUUAUCUCCUCUGUUGCUGGCGUAUGAAGACAGGAUGAAUGAGAAAGAUGCACUUCUACAAAUUACUGAGGAGGAAGUGAAGAGGUUGAGAGUUCAUGUGGAGGAGGUAAUCAAAGAAAAUGAUGGACUCCAUGAUGAAAUUGCAAAGAUCGGAGGGGUCAGCCAAAAGGACUGUCAUCAACUUCAACAACAAGCCUUGCUGGUUUUGCAGGAGAACCAGGUUCUGAUUGAUCAGCUCGAGGCUCAGCAUGCUAAGGCCAAAGCCAAUCACAGCAGACACUAUUCUGAAGUUUCAAAGGUGUCGAAGCAACUGAUGUUGUUGGAGGCUGAAAAGCAGAGUUUGCAGAAGGACCUGGAAGAGAGCAGGAGGGAGCUGGAGAGAAAUGUUAGGGAGGUACAAGUUUUAAAGGCCCGCCUGGAGGAUUCAGUCACCUGGGACGAACACUGCAACAUUGCUGGGAAACUUAGACGGCAAUUGGAACAGCAGGAGAGCAGGAAUAAGAGUGAGAUGGAUGAAAUGCUUUUCAGGCUGUCUAGCCUGCAGGAGGAAAAUAGGAGUUUGGCUGUGGACAAAGCCAACCUGUCUGCAAAUUUAAAGAGACUGGAGACUGAGCUGGAGGUCACCGAACAAGCCAGCAGGAAGGCUGAGAGGAGGAUGAGCGUGUUGAAGAAACAGAAGGAUGAGUGUGUACUAAAAGAGGAAAAUACUCGUCAUUACAUGGGAGCUGUCAUUUCUGUGGCGGAGCACGUUUCCCGGGAGAGAGAUCAACUGCUACAGAUGGCUUCGGCCCUCCAGCAGGAGAAGCAGGGAUUCAUCAGCAGGAUUCUGAAAGGCACAGACCGAUUCGGAAAACUACAGGAAGAAGUCAAAGUGUAUCGGAGGAAGGCGUCAAGCAGACUGGCAGUGUUGGAGGAGGCAGCGGAGGGGAGGACAGAUUCUUACCAGAGGGAGAUCCUUCACCUGCAGAGGCUGCUGAGAGAAAGACAGGAGGCUGAGGAGAGACUGCUGCAGUCCAAACGAGAAGUAGAAGAAGAGCUGGAGGUGGUGUGGCAGGCAGCAACCAGAGAGAACCAGCAGAUAUGGAAGACUGUCCUGGACUCAAAACAUUCCCCAAACCUCCUUGAUCAGGCAACGACAUCAAACCAGCAGCAGCAGCAGCCACACAGCACAGAACCUCUCCUCUCCACAUCUCAUCAAAGCUCUACGCCUCAGAGAAAGGCCAUAUUGAAAUCUGACUCAAACAAUUCCUUUGACGAGAAGCAGAAGUAUGGGCUGGAUUUUUAUUGUUGAAACUUUUGGAGCCAUAACCUGCACUAAAGGAACAGGUGGUUUGACCAUUUGGCCUUGUCCACCAAGGGACCUCAUGAAUCUGUUUCUUCUUUAUUUACAAAGAUUAUUGCCAAUUUUGUCACUCCAAGCAUUUGUUAAUUCAUUGAAGAUAAAAAUAAAUCUGUUUGUAGCCUAA
Molecule: messenger RNA, 2752 nt
Organism: Labrus mixtus (cuckoo wrasse)
Lineage: Eukaryota; Metazoa; Chordata; Actinopteri; Labriformes; Labridae
Gene: cep89
Product: centrosomal protein 89
Exons: 18
Coding region: 193-2577 (794 amino acids)
Biological process (GO): chemical synaptic transmission; mitochondrion organization; cilium assembly
Cellular component (GO): centriole; ciliary transition fiber
Source: RefSeq, a predicted model, not a curated record